AUGGAAACGGGGUUCCUGGGCGAGGCCCUGGAGCAGGCCAUCCUCAGCCAGGCGCCCCAGGUGGAGAAGCUCAUCGCCACCACGGCUCACGAGCGGAUGCCCUGGUACCACAGCAACCUGACGCGCGAGGAGGCCGAGCGCAAACUCUACGCGAGCUCGCAGACCGACGGCAAGUUCCUGCUGAGGCCCCGGAAAGAGCAGGGCACGUACGCACUGUCUAUGAUCUAUGGGAAAACCGUGUACCACUACCUCAUCAGCCAGGACAAGGCCGGCAAGUACUGCAUACCCGAGGGGACCAAGUUUGACACGCUCUGGCAGCUGGUGGAGUACCUGAAGCUGAAGGCGGACGGGCUCAUCUACUGCCUGAAGGAGGCCUGCCCCAACGCCAGCGCCAGCGCCAGUGCAGGGGCCGCUGCUCCCACCCUCCCCACCCACCCAUCCACGUUCACCCAUCCUCAGAGACGGAUCGACACCCUCAACUCAGAUGGAUACACCCCUGAACCAGCCCGCCUAGCAUCCCCAGAGAAGCCGCGGCCCCUGCCCAUGGACACGAGCGUGUAUGAGAGCCCCUACAGCGACCCCGAGGAGCUCAAGGACAAGAAACUCUUCCUGAAGCGCGACAACCUCCUCGUAGCUGACAUCGAACUUGGUUGCGGCAACUUUGGCUCCGUGCGCCAGGGCGUCUACCGCAUGCGCAAGAAGCAGAUCGACGUGGCCAUCAAGGUGCUGAAGCACAGCACAGAGAAGGCGGACAAGGACGAGAUGAUGCGCGAGGCCCAGAUCAUGCACCAGCUGGACAACCCCUACAUCGUGCGGCUCAUCGGCGUCUGCCAGGCGGAGGCCCUGAUGCUCAUCAUGGAGAUGGCGGGCGGCGGGCCGCUGCACAAGUUCCUCACCGGGAAGAAGCGGGAGGGGCCCUGUUACUCACGCGUGCACUUGGCUCUGCUCGAGCAGAAGAUGAAGGGGCCCGAGGUCAUGGCCUUCAUCGAGCAGGGCAAGCGGAUGGAGUGCCCGCCAGACUGUCCGGCUGAAAUGUACGCGCUCAUGAACGACUGCUGGAUCUACAAGUGGGAGGACCGUCCGGACUUCCUGACUGUGGAGCAGCGCAUGCGGACCUACUACUACAGCUUGGCGAGCAAGGCUGAGGGCCCCCCGGAGAGUGAGAAGGGGGCCAAAGCUGCCAGUGCCUGAGCACCCCCUGCCCAGGGCCUGCGGGCCCCUAGGCCCAGCCUUUCCUCUGUGCCUUCAGCCCCAUCCCAGGAUCCAGUGUGGCCGGGCCAGGCCAGUUCCUCCCCGCAGCUGGGCUGUGAGUGGGAAGCUGAGGCCGAGGCCCACACUGGUUAGGCAUGUCCUACCUGGUCACCCAUCCUUUCUGGCUGCGGGAGGAGGGAUGCCCUGAGAUGGGGGUGGGGUUGUGUAGCCUGGCCCUGGGCGGGUAUGUACUGGGGGGCCCUGAGCCGAGGGGUGCUUACAACAAGGAUCCUCCUUCCUCACCCUGAAGGGGAGGACUCUGGGAGUCUUCAGGUGGCAAGACCUUAACCACGGAAUAAAUCAGCUUCUCUCUUG
Messenger RNA from Myotis brandtii (Brandt's bat), 1566 nucleotides. RefSeq names its product zeta-chain (TCR) associated protein kinase 70kDa (gene ZAP70). The coding region runs from base 1 to 1191 and encodes 396 amino acids. Lineage: Eukaryota; Metazoa; Chordata; Mammalia; Chiroptera; Vespertilionidae. The record is from RefSeq and is a predicted model, not a curated record. The transcript is spliced from 10 exons. Gene Ontology annotation, biological process: cell differentiation; innate immune response; protein phosphorylation. Gene Ontology annotation, molecular function: non-membrane spanning protein tyrosine kinase activity; signaling receptor binding; ATP binding. Gene Ontology annotation, cellular component: extrinsic component of cytoplasmic side of plasma membrane.